Penicilliopsis zonata CBS 506.65 is the source of this 746-nucleotide messenger RNA. RefSeq lists its product as hypothetical. The coding region runs from base 89 to 511 and encodes 140 amino acids. NCBI's taxonomy places the organism in Eukaryota, Fungi, Ascomycota, Eurotiomycetes, Eurotiales, Aspergillaceae. The transcript is spliced from 3 exons. The record is from RefSeq and is a predicted model, not a curated record.
GAAAUAUGCAGCCUUGCAGACAGCUCGGCCGCUUUUCUUUUGUGUCGUAUCAGCAGAUCUGCAGGGAUUCCUAGCGGCUGACGCAAACAUGUGGUGGCCGUUGAGUCGAGGCUUGGAGGACGGCGGAGGACGAGGAGGGACGAAGCAUCCGUUUUUGGCAAGUGCUGCGAGUUUGCUUUCUUUGUCUUGUUUUCAUUCUUUGUCCCACAACAACUCUCUGACCACCACCACCACCAUCACCAGUUUCCGCAAAUCCCCCCCCCUCCCCCUACGCGACAGAGGUACGUCGAUCCGUGGUCUAGAGACCGAGCAGAAUACAUGCACAUGGCUCGCAAUACGCUUACGGUGGUGCGGUCUGCAGAGAAAUACGAGGUGGCAUCCACUGGGGCGAAGAGCGAUUAAUAGACGACAAAGCCAUCUCGCGGGGCAGACGAUUAAUCUAUCCCCGAGGGCGAUAGGGGGGGAAGGAUGUGGUGAGAUGCUGUGCUUGCGGCUCAAGAAGCUGACUUGAGGGAUGCAUUUGCAAUAAUUCGCUGACUUAAGACCGUCAGCGCUAGCGGGGGUUUCUCAUCAUGGCUGCAGGCCAAGACGUUGUCGCGACCCAAAAAUUCCGAAUGGGACCAGCUCUUUUAGGACCCUGGUCCACAGACUCGGCUUUGUUUGGUGACUCGGUACGUACAUGGUGCCAUGGUGGCAUACGUGCGGUGCAGGGACCUAAGAUAGGUUGCGGUAAGCCUCGUGCAAUC